Penicillium nucicola is the source of this 2016-nucleotide messenger RNA. Its product is annotated as putative protein kinase (Lkh1). The transcript has 6 exons. The coding region runs from base 1 to 2016 and encodes 671 amino acids. NCBI's taxonomy places the organism in Eukaryota, Fungi, Ascomycota, Eurotiomycetes, Eurotiales, Aspergillaceae. Gene Ontology annotation, biological process: protein phosphorylation. The record is from RefSeq and is a predicted model, not a curated record. Gene Ontology annotation, cellular component: nucleus. Gene Ontology annotation, molecular function: ATP binding; protein kinase activity.
AUGUCCACUCCCUCUACGGCCACUGCAACCCAUCCUUCUCACCACCAGGCCUACGGAUAUCCUCACCACCCCUACCAACCGAACACCGCUUACCCAGCGCCCACUACGGGAGGUCGCCUUGCAAACUCCUACGCUUACUCCGCCUCGUCGGCCACAAAUAAUAUCCCUUACACACAACCCCCGAGAAUGCCGCCGGCAACGUCGACCCCUUCGGCUAUGACCCAUGAGAGCGGCUCCAGCGUGGCCCCCUCGGUGGGAGGCCGGAAAAAGAAGCCAGACUGGACGGAAUUUUACAAGAAUGGUCUCCCCAAGGAGGUCAUUGUGAUCGAUGACAGCCCCGGUCCAGAGUCCAACGGAGUGACGUCUACUGCCAAUCCGUCUGCUGCCAGAGCACCUCCGGUGGUUCCCCAACCCGCCGGGAAGAGACGACGAACAGGGGUGGAAACCGCAUAUGAUUUAAGUCACUACGAUCGUCCCGCGUUUUCCAUCAAUCCGCAGCAAUAUGGCGACAACUCGUCGAAUUCCUUGUCCACAGAUCGCACAACGUCCCUACACACAACCGCGCCUACAUCGCUCGGGUCGCAAGGCAGUACUGGUGCCGCGAAUGGGGUAUACUAUGAGGAUGCAACUGUGGGUCAAAAACGAAAGCGCGUCGCCACGCGAAAAUCGAUUCGCGAUGAACAGAAAAGACUAGAGUUGGAGACGGUGGGCGAUGCUUUCCUGAGCUACGUACCGCCUCCGAAGCCACCCAUCAAGGCCAAGGAUGUCCAUGUGCCGGUGGUUCGCGAUAACACCAGCGCUCAGAACAAGAAGUUCGACGAUGACGACGGUCACUAUAUCGUCACUCCCGACACCCCAUUGACCGAUCGAUACUCCGUGAUCAGGCUCCUGGGCCAAGGUACCUUUGGCAAGGUGGUGGAGGCAUACGACAAGCACCGCAAAUCUCGCUGUGCAGUCAAAAUCAUCCGGUCAAUCCAAAAGUACCGCGAUGCCUCACGAAUUGAGCUGCGAGUCUUGUCAACGUUGUCGUCAAACGACAAGACCAACCGCAACAAGUGCAUCCAUUUGCGGGAUACUUUCGACUUCAGGAAUCACAUUUGCAUUGUCACGGAUUUGCUUGGACAGAGUGUGUUCGACUUUCUCAAGGCCAAUGGCUUUGUGCCUUUCCCGAGCAGCCAGAUCCAACUGUUCGCCCGGCAACUGUUCACUAGUGUUGCUUUCCUUCAUGACCUCAACCUCAUCCAUACCGACCUCAAACCCGAAAACAUUCUUUUGGUUAGCAAUGCCUACCAGACAUUUACCUAUAAUCGCUCCGUCCCCACCUCUUCUCACGCCUCAGGUCGCAACGCACGACAACGCCGAGUACUUCUCGAUGGGGAGAUCCGCCUCAUCGACUUUGGCUCGGCCACUUUCGAUGAUGAAUACCACUCCUCUGUUGUCUCCACUCGCCACUACCGGGCCCCCGAAAUCAUUUUGAAUCUGGGCUGGAGUUUCCCGUGUGACAUCUGGAGUAUUGGGUGUAUUCUGGUGGAAUUCUUCACCGGAGAUGCCCUCUUUCAGACCCACGACAACCUCGAACACCUCGCAAUGAUGGAGGCUGUCAUUGGCGGCCGCAUUGACCAAGCGUUGGUGAAGAAGGUCAUGGCGGGUGGGAAAACAGGUGGUAGCAACUCUGCCUCGAAAUAUUUUGCCCGAAGCAAGCUUGAUUAUCCUAACAACGACACCACUCGGGCUUCGCGCAAGUAUGUGCGCGCCAUGAAGGGUUUGACGGAGUUCAUUCCCACCAACACACCUUUCAACCGUUCAUUCCUGGACCUGCUACAGAAGAUCUUCGUUUAUGAUCCCAAAAAUCGGAUUACUGCCAAGGCGGCACUCAAGCACCCCUGGUUCAAGGAAACACUUGUUGAUGAUGGCACCGAGGCCUUCCGCAUUGGCCAGGGACUCGCUCGUCAGCAGCAACAGCAGCAGCAGCAGCAACAGCAGCAACAACAACAACAACAACAACAGCGUGUUUGA